This is a messenger RNA of Aspergillus mulundensis, 1152 nucleotides long. RefSeq names its product putative SIR2 family histone deacetylase. NCBI's taxonomy places the organism in Eukaryota, Fungi, Ascomycota, Eurotiomycetes, Eurotiales, Aspergillaceae. Gene Ontology annotation, molecular function: NAD+ binding. The transcript has a single exon. The record is from RefSeq and is a predicted model, not a curated record. Bases 1 to 1152 code for a protein of 383 amino acids.
AUGACGGUCUCAGCAAUUCGAAUACCCUUCACCGGCCCCUUGCCCCCACCGAUAGUUGUUCCGCCUUCCGCCAGCUCAGUGUCCGGAGCAAUCGAUGCCUUCCUCAACUUUCUGACCGCUGCACCGUCGCCCUACCUCCGCGGAGUGGAUGUUGGGCGGAAUCUUCAAACGGUCCUCCUGACUGGGGCCGGAAUAUCUGUGGCGUCUGGACUGUCAGAUUACCGGGGUGAGAACGGCACGUACAUGACGAACAAGACGUAUCGCCCGAUUUAUUUCAAUGAGUUCGCAGCGCGACAUGAAUCGCGGAAGAGAUACUGGGCUCGCAGCUUUGUCGGAUGGCCCGGGCUUCUGAAAGCGAAGCCGAAUACGACUCACUGGGCCGUCAGAGAUCUCGGCGCCAAAGGCUACAUUAGCUCCGUGAUAACUCAGAACGUCGAUUCCUUCCAUCCGAUCGCUCAUCCCGAGAUCCCAUCGAUUGAACUACAUGGAUAUUUGAGGUCUGUUGUCUGCUUGAGCUGUCGAAACCAAGUCCCAAGAGCUGAGUUUCAAAAAUCACUCGAGAAACUCAACCCGUCCUGGGCAGAGUUUCUAGCGAAGAUGGUUGCUAUCGGGGCACUUGAUACAGAUAACCCUGAGGAGCAGCGGCGUAGAGGCUUGAAACUCAACCCAGACGGAGACGUUGAACUGCCAGAAGCACCGUAUUCCACGUUUCGCUACCCGUCAUGCCCGACUUGCCGUGAGAAACCUCCACAACUUCAAGAUGGAACGCCCGCCAGGGUCGAGGUCGAAAAAGAUGGUGCUUGGCUGCCAACGUCGACGGCGGGUAUUCUGAAACCUGCGGUGAUCAUGUUCGGAGAGAACAUUGAGCCGCCUGUCAAAGUGGCUGCUGAAGAGGCCAUUGACGACGCAGGCCGGUUACUCGUACUCGGCACCUCGCUCGCCACAUACUCCGCAUGGAGGUUAGUGGAAAGAGCGUGCAAAAGAGGAAUGCCCAUCGGAAUCAUAAACCUUGGAGGCGUUCGCAAUGAAGCCGUCCUUCUCAAGGAAGCGGACAAAAGCAGCGAUCUGUUCUCGCAUUACACUCGCUGCAGCCUCCACUCGGAUGCCAUUCUGCCGUCUGUCGCGUCUCAACUUCCUAGCCUUUCGCGCUAA